AUGGCUUCAUGGGCACCCCAACAACAGGGUCUUCAGGAGGUCCUGCAGACGCUCCACGAAUCCACCGACAUGAAUGUAGCUGUUCAACGCGCUAUCACCCAUGUAUGUCUUCCGCUGCUGUUUUUCUCCAUUGAACUCCAGCUGAAAAGACCCACACAGAAACUAAACAACUUUUCUCGCGCGCCCGAGUACAUUGCCUAUCUGGCAUAUAUUCUAACGGACAUGCCACAAGAAGAGGACCGAAUCCGCACCAUCGCUGGCUACCUCCUCAAGAACAAUGCCCGCCUCAUCCUGACUUCAACCCCAGAAGUCGCUCAAUAUGUCAAGGCGGCGGUCCUCCAAGCGUUCACCGACGAGUCGGUCAUGAUUCGCAAUGCGGCAGGCCAAGACAUCGUCGCUUUUCUUGGCCAACUCGAACCCCGUCACUGGCCUGAGUGCCUUCAACAGCUCAUGAACACUCUCGACUCACCUGAUUUGAAUCGACAAGAGACUAACGUGCUUCUCUACACAAAGGCCGCCUUUAAUGUUCUCGAAAAGGCAUGCGAGGACUACCCCGGAAAAAUGGACGUUGAGAUCAACGGCACCCGCCCCCUCGAUUUCAUGAUCCCGAAAUUCCUCAUGCUGGCCAACCACCCAUCUGCCAAGAUGCGCUCCCAUGCGGUCGCCUGUUUAUCGUACUUUGUUCCCGUCGGGGCCCAAUCGCUCUUCGUUCACAUUGACAACUUCAUCGCCACUCUCUUUAAACGCGCCUCUGACGAUGACCCUUCCGUUCGUCGCCACGUCUGCCAGGCCUUGGUCCUCCUACUUGCGGCCCGACCGGAGAAACUCAUGCCAGAGAUGAACAAUGUGGCGGAGUACAUGCUAUACUCGACCAAAGACAAGAAUGAAAACGUUGCGCUCGAGGCAUGCGAAUUUUGGUUGACCUUCGCUGAAGACGCCGAUUUAGCUGUCCAUCUACAUCCCCUACUCGCCAAAGUUGCCCCUGUUCUACUCGAUUGCAUGGUCUAUGGCGAAGACGAUCUACUCUGGCUGGAAGGUGAUGCUGAAGAUGCAGCAGUCCCCGAUAAGGAAACGGAUAUCAAGCCCCGUCACUAUGGAGGUGGCAAAUCUCACGGACUAGAACGCGAUGCGGACGGAAAAGAGCCUCCCAAGACGCGUAUUGGGGCUUAUGGUGAAGAAACCUUCGAUUCCGACGAAGAAGACUACUUCGACGACGAGGAUUUUGCCGAUGAAAUGUCCACUGAAUGGAAUCUGCGGAAAUGUGCCGCAACCGCUUUGGAUGUCUUAGCGGUCAGGUUUAGUGGCGACUUGCUCAAUGUCCUGUUGGGCCCAUUGAAGGAUAAAUUAUGGAGCAACGACUGGCUACAGAGGGAGAGUGGGAUUCUCGCGCUAGGUGCCAUGGCCGAGGGUUGCAUUGAGGCUAUGAAACCGCAUCUGCCGACUCUCAUUCCAUAUCUCAUCAGCACGCUAUCGGAUUCCAAACCCCUCAUUCGUUCUAUUACUUGCUGGACCCUUGGCCGCUACGCAAGCUGGACAACCCAGCCCAUAUCCGAGGAGCACAAGAAUGAAUACUUUGUGCCAACGAUGGAGGGCCUUCUCCGAAUGGUCCUUGACAACAACAAACGAGUUCAAGAGGUUGGUUGCAGCGCCUUUGCCACCCUCGAAGAAGAAGCGGGCAUGGAGCUUGCACCUUACCUGGAGCCCGUGCUCCAAAACCUCGUCAUCGCAUUCAACAAAUAUCAGCACAAGAAUAUGCUUAUCUUAUACAAUGCCGUUGGCGCCCUUGCUGAUGCAGUGGGUCGGGCGUUACAGAACCCGCGUUAUGUCGAUAUCCUGAUGCCUCCGUUGACCAAGCGUUGGUCGCGAUUGAAGGAUGACGACGAAAAUCUGAUUCCUCUUCUCGAGUGUUUGGCUUCUGUUACAAUCGCCAUCGGAACGGCAUUUUUGCCGUAUGCUCAACCCGUUUUUGAGCGCUGUAAUAACAUCAUCCACAAUGCACUCCUCAAAUACCAGGCCUACCAGGAGAAUCCGGAAUCAGAGGAGCCAGACCAGUCGUUUCUCGUUGUUGCUCUCGAUCUUCUCUCCGGGUUGACUCAAGGCAUGGGAAUGGAGCUGCAACCAUUAAUCACAGCCAACAACCCUCCUCUUCUUGCCCUUCUCACUGCUUGUCUCAAACACCCGCAAGCGCCCGUUCGACAGACUGCUUACGCACUUGUUGGUGACAUGGCAGUGGGCUGUUUUGUUCUCCUCCGCCCCUACAUGCCGGGCAUCAUGGCCGAACUGACUCUUCAACUGGACCCGGAGCCGAAGUACGACUUCAUCAGUGCUUCUAACAACGCAGCCUGGUCGGUUGGUGAAGUCUCGUUGCGAUAUGGAAGGGACGACCCCGAGUUUAAGCAAUGGGUCAACCCGCUCAUCGUCCGGCUAAUUCCUAUUCUACUGCAUCCCAAGGCACCACGAAGCUUACACGAGAACGCCGCCGUUUCCAUUGGACGAAUCGGGUUGACUAAUCCAGACCUUGUUGCGCCGCACUUACCCGAGUUUGCCCAAGCCUGGUGUCAAGCAUUGUACGAGAUUCGGGACAACGAGGAGAAGGAUUCUGCAUUCAGAGGUUUCUGUACGCUUGUGCAAUAUAACCCACAAGGCAUCGCCAAGAGUCUUCUUUGGUUCUGCAACGCUAUCGUGCGAUGGAACCAGCCCUCUCCCGAGCUCAACGAGAUGUUCAGGACGCUAUUACAAGGCUUCAAGAACCACGAUGUCGCCGCAUGGCAGGCACAAGUGUCAAUGUUCCCCCAACCGAUCCAAGAACGGCUCGCUGCACGUUAUGGCGUCUAA
Molecule: messenger RNA, 2835 nt
Organism: Mycena indigotica
Lineage: Eukaryota; Fungi; Basidiomycota; Agaricomycetes; Agaricales; Mycenaceae
Product: Importin beta-2 subunit
Exons: 7
Coding region: 1-2835 (944 amino acids)
Biological process (GO): protein import into nucleus
Cellular component (GO): nucleus; cytoplasm
Molecular function (GO): nuclear import signal receptor activity
Source: RefSeq, a predicted model, not a curated record